CUGCCACUUGUCAGCACGGCGUAGCUCGCCCGCUAGGGGUUACCUGUGGAAGUCCAACCUUGUUACUGAACAUUAUGCAAAAGUUGGCCAAGACCUUGUUUCCAAUGUACUCCGAACUCAUAUUCAAAGUCGCCUUACGCGGAGACACAUUGCUCACUUCUCCUCGUUGGAACAAGGGGACAGCCUUCACGAGCGAGGAGCGCAAAGCUUUGGGUCUAACAGGUAGACUUCCCUCCCGCGUCAAUACCAUCGAAGAACAGUGCGAGAGAGCCUAUGAUCAACUGUGCUCCCGUGAAUCUCCCAUCCAGAAGAACUCAUUCUUACAGAGCCUCAAAGAGCAAAACUGGGUUCUUUACUAUUCCCUGUUAUCUAGACAUCUCAAGGAGUUGACUUCUAUCAUAUACACGCCUACAGAAGCAGAAGCGAUUGCAAACUAUUCCCAUCUUUUUCGUCGCAGCGAGGGCUUAUUUCUCGCUUUCCCGGAUCAUGACACCAUGGAGGAAGAUUUCCUGGAGCAAACCCGUGGCAGAGACAUUGAUCUGAUAGUCUGCACAGAUGCAGAGGCCAUCCUUGGCAUUGGGGAUCAAGGCGUUGGAGGAAUCGGGAUAUCGAUUGCAAAAUCUGCGAUAUACACGUUAUUGGCUGGGAUUGACCCGGCGAAAGCGCUCAGUGUGACGCUUGAUGUUGGCACUGACAAUGAAACACUUUUGAAUGACCAUCUCUAUGUUGGAUGGCCGUCCAGAAGGGUCCGGGGUGUUGAGUACGAUAAAUUCAUCGACAAGUUUGUCCAGUUGGUCCGCAAAUAUCAGCCACAUUGCCUGCUGCAUUUCGAAGAUUUUGGGGUUACCAAUGCUCAGCGACUCCUUGAGCUGUACCGGAAUGAGCAUUCUGUGUUCAAUGACGAUAUCCAAGGAACUGGCGCGGUUACACUGGCCGCUUUGAUGGCCGCCGUCGGGGUGACAAAGUCGAAGCUGGCGGAUCAACGCUACGUCAUUUUUGGAGCAGGUUCUGCGGGGCUUGGUAUUGCAAAACAAGUCAGAGACGCCAUCAUGCUUGCAGACGGCGUGUCCCGUGAGGAAGCGAACAAGAAGUUCUACCUCGUUGAUCGCUUUGGUCUCAUCAAGCGGUCUCUUGGCUCUGAUAAGAUACGCCCUGCACUGCAAGAGUUUGUGCGGCCUGAUGAAGAAUGGAGCAAUGUUCCGACUAAUGAUGCGGGAGAGGUUGAACUUCUGGAAGUUGUCAAGAAAGCACAACCAACGGUUCUGAUAGGAUGUUCGACGAAAGGUGGUGCUUUCACUGAGCGCGUCGUGAGGACAAUGAAGGAAGGCUGCGAGAGACCUAUCAUUUUGCCCCUCAGCAACCCUAGCAACUUGGUGGAAGUUGAUCCGAAGGAUGCGAAUGACUGGACAGAAGGGAUGGCUCUGUUAGCCACGGGCAGCCCAUUCCCACCAGCUAAAAUGCCGAACGGCAAGGACUAUGUCAUCGCUGAGUGCAACAAUGCCCUCAUUUACCCUGGACUUGGAUUUGGUUCCAUGCUGUCGCAAUCCAGGCAGAUGACCGACGGGAUGAUUAUCGCAGGCGCACAACGUCUUGCUGCUCUCUCUCCUGCACUCAAAGACCCGAACAGCGGUCUGUUACCUGACUUUCAAGAUGCUCCAGCAGCGAAUCUUGAGGUUGCGAUAGCAGUAGCGGAACAAGCAUUCGAUGAAGGCAUCCAAGGAGUCAGCUGGAGCAGAGAAGAGGUGAGAAUCAAGGCAGAGGGCAAGCAGUGGAAGCCGGUGUAUGGCAAGUACGAGUAUGAUGAGCACGGUGCGAAGUAGUCUUGGUCCGUUUCGCAGCUUUGAGAACUUGAAGCAAGAUGUCUAAUUGAAAUUCGGCUGCAAAGAAGGACAGUCCCAGAUCCUUCGAUCUUGGAUACUUGCGCGGCCCAUCGCGGUGCUUUUAUGCACGGUCUUCUUCGAUAUAAAGCCAGAAGGUUGUAAUGC
Molecule: messenger RNA, 1985 nt
Organism: Suillus clintonianus
Lineage: Eukaryota; Fungi; Basidiomycota; Agaricomycetes; Boletales; Suillaceae
Exons: 10
Coding region: 75-1820 (581 amino acids)
Biological process (GO): malate metabolic process; pyruvate metabolic process
Cellular component (GO): mitochondrion
Molecular function (GO): NAD binding; malate dehydrogenase (decarboxylating) (NAD+) activity
Source: RefSeq, a predicted model, not a curated record